AUACAAAUGAAUGUAUAUGGAUAAAAAAUGGAGAACACUAGACAAAGAGUGUGUCCGGUUAAAGAUGACUUUCCUUAUAAGGUCGAGCUUCACGUCCAUUUAGACGGGGCAUUCCGAUUGGAGUCCAUUUUAGAUAUCGCCAAAAAGCGGAAUAUCCCACUUCCUGCAGCAGACCUGGACGGUUUUCGAAAGAAUAUUUCCGUGUACCACGCGCUGUCACUCUAUAAAGUUCUCAAGUCCUUCACAGUCUUUAUGCCCGUCGUUGCGGGUGACCGUGAUGCAAUUUCAAGACUUGCUUACGAGUUCUGCGAAGACAGUGCAAAGAACGGUAUCAAGUAUGUCGAAGCGAGAUACUCCCCACACCUCUUAUCCAAUAACGAGGAGAAACCUGAAUACGCGUUGGAGCACGGUGAUCUUACGCCACGGGAAAUAGUAAAGAUAAUAAACGAGGCAUUUGCGAAAGGCUCCAAAGAUUACAACAUCCGAGUGAAGAGUAUAUUAUGCUGCAUGAGGCAUAGGCCAGAUUGGUCCGACGAAUUGGUUAAUUUGGCGCAUGAAUACAGGCAGGAAGGAGUUGUCGCAGUAGACAUUGCAGGAGGUGGUAAUCACCAUGACGAUGUAGAAGAAGUUCAUCCGGACCACAUCAAGGCCUUUAAGCGCGCAAAAGAUCUUGGCUUGCAUAUAACUGUACAUGCGGGGGAAGCUGGCGGAGCUGACAGGGUGAAACAGGCCAUUGAUGAAAUGAAUGCGGAGCGUAUCGGUCACGGGUACCGAGUUUUGGAGAAUGAAGAUUUAUAUGCCGAGGUAAGGCGCCGGGGAAUACACUUGGAGACUUGUCCCAUCUCCAGUAUAUGCACGGGUGCAGUGCCAGAGGACGUUCACAAACACCCAGUGGUCAGGUUUGCCCAUGACAAGGCCAACUUUUCCAUUAACUCCGACGACCCAUUGGUGUUUGAUAGUUGCCUGUUUGAUGACUACCAGGCGACCAGAGAAAUGGGACUUGAUGACUCCUACAUCCGUAUUGCCAUUUUUAAUGCAGCGAGAUCAUGUUUUGCCAGCGAUAAAGAAAAGGCAGACAUCCUGAAAGAACUCGAGGAUGUCUAUGGAAAACAAUGAACACUCUCCUGAUUGUUUAAACGGAGUGUAUGUGGACUAGACGCAAUAGUGUACCAAGGUUGCAGCGAACAAAAAAAUAAACAUUAUUUGAUGAAAUUAUUUCCAUAACGAUACUAUAGAAACAUCAUUGGAAUUGUUGCGAUUUGUCCAACGAAUUCUGCGUAUCUUCCACGUAUGUGUUUUAGACUUGAUGUUCGCUAAAUGCACCAUGCUCUACCCUUUUCUCUAGUUUGGGAAUAUCUUUAUUCCGUGUUUAAAUUGAGCAUAUAACACCUUUCCCUAUAAAAAAAAAUGCAUUUUACAGUAAAUUUUCAGCCCAUGAGUUAUAUACAAUUUAGAUAUGUAUGUUUUUUUUAUUAUUCCGUUUAAAAAAAUCAAGAAUGUUGCUAAUGCCUUUACAAAAUGCAUUUGGAUCCGUUUGAGUGUUGAGCAUAAUAAAAACAUAAUAUUAACUAUGCAACAUAUCACAUGUUUAUAUGUAGGGAAUUAUAACGUGUUAUAGUCAACUUUACACAUUAUUCUAAAUUGAUGUGUUCUGUGUGCAAUGCUGCGACGAUCUAUUUCAUAUACACUUUUACUGUAAACAUUCAACUUAAAUUACUGUUUUUUAAAUUAUAGCUACGUGGCCACAAAUUCCCCUUUCCAAAAGCGCCAAAAUAUCACAAAUAGAUUUUUAUCUGUAUAUGAUAUU
This is a messenger RNA of Mya arenaria, 1807 nucleotides long. Its product is annotated as adenosine deaminase-like. Gene Ontology annotation, cellular component: cytosol; external side of plasma membrane. Gene Ontology annotation, biological process: hypoxanthine salvage; purine ribonucleoside monophosphate biosynthetic process; adenosine catabolic process. The record is from RefSeq and is a predicted model, not a curated record. The transcript has 9 exons. NCBI's taxonomy places the organism in Eukaryota, Metazoa, Mollusca, Bivalvia, Myida, Myidae. Gene Ontology annotation, molecular function: adenosine deaminase activity. The coding region runs from base 28 to 1116 and encodes 362 amino acids.